AUGCAUCUUGAUAACUUGUGUUACUAUGUCGAUGGUCUGGAGAAGCUCAUCUCAGGAUGUCCUGUUCUUGAAGAUCUCAUCUUGAAAGACCCUUUUCUAAGGGGUGAUUAUAAAUCUAUAGAAACUCGCCCUCUUCUGCUUGUAAGGUCUCAGACUCUCAAGAUGUUCCGUUUCAUACGUAAAUGGAGAAUGGAUGGUACUGGUUCUUCAGUUGAGAUUGAUGCUCCAAGACUCGAGUAUCUGAGUUUUAGAGAUAGUGAUCAAUUUGAAAGACUUGUGGUAAAGAACUUGAGUUCCUUGUGCAAGAUAGACAUUGAUACAGAAUUCUUUGUCGAUCGUCUUGGCAGUGCUUUGGAACCGGAGGGUUUAAGGAAGAGUGAUAUUAUCCUUGCUUUUCUUACCGGUAUUUCUAGUGUGAAACAUAUGAUCAUCUCUCAGCGCACUCUAAUGAACGUUUAUCUGUAUUCCAAAUUGGAACCGAUUCCCAAAUUGCAUAACCUAUCUCAUUUGCAGACUGCGUUCUCCAGCUCAUUUAUACACCUGUUGCCAGUUGUUCUUGAGAGUUGCCCGAAUCUGAAAAACCUCAUCUUGGACUUUUCUGUUUCAGUGGAGCUAGGGAAGAUCGAUCUUACCUAUGUGCCUCGGUGUCUAUCAUCGACUCUAGAAUGUGUUGAGAUUAGGAAACUAGUUACGUGGGAAAAAACUGGGAUGAAACUAGUGAGGUAUUUGCUUGACAAUUCAGAAGUCCUUAUGAAAGUCAAUCUGAGUUUCACAAACCCCGUCGAAGAUUUAGAUGUCUACGAGGAGCUUCUUAAUUCUGUAAAGCGUUUUCGCAGAUGUCAGAUUAAGUUAUUUCACUAA
Molecule: messenger RNA, 861 nt
Organism: Microthlaspi erraticum
Lineage: Eukaryota; Viridiplantae; Streptophyta; Magnoliopsida; Brassicales; Brassicaceae
Source: the annotation of a GenBank genome assembly